AGUACUACUUCCCCCGAUAGUACCGCGCCGCUCCGCCCCGGAGUGACGCCCUCCGCCCAUGGGCUUGGCCGAGGGCUACCGGCGGGCGGCGCGGAGGAGGAGGCGGCGACGGCAGGUGGCGCGCAGCAGGGCCGGAGCUGGGCCGGGCCAUGGCCGCCUCGGAGCGGCUCUACGAGUUGUGGCUGCUCUACUACGCGCAGAAGGACCUGGGCUACCUGCAGCAGUGGCUGAAGGCCUUUGUGGGUGCCUUCGAGAAGAGCAUCUCACUGUCCUCUCUGGAACCACGCAGGCUGGAGGAGGCAGGUGCGGAGGUGCCGCUGCUCCCACUGGAUGUGCUGCGUGUGCUGGCCGAGCAGCUGGAUCGGCAGGACCUGGAGCAAGCCCUGCUGCUGCUCAAGCUCUUCACUGUUCUCUGCAGGAACCUGGAGAAUGUUGAGGCUGGCUGGGGCCAGGUGCUGGUGCCCCGGGUGCUGGCACUGCUGACCCGGUUGGCAGCUGAGCUGAAAGGCCCCCCCAACCAGGAGGGCCGUGGGCCCCAGCUGGAGAAUGUGGCCCUGCAUGCCCUGCUCCUCUGUGAGGGUCUCUUUGACCCCUACCAGACAUGGCGGCGCCAGCACAGUGGGGAAGUCAUCAGCUCCAGAGAGAAGAGCCAGUACAAGUUCCCUCCGGCAGCUUUGCCCUGUGAAUUCAGCGACUUCUUCCGAGAGAGCCUGCAGGAUGCAAAUCGCUUGCCCCCCAAGUUGCUGUUGCGUCUCAUCCACCUCUUUGGUGCUGUCCUUGCAGGAGGGAAGGAGAACGGGCAGAUGGCUGUGAGUCCUGGCUCUGUUCAGGGCCUGUUGGAUGUGGUCCGGGGCUGGGGCUGUGGGCCAGCCCAGGACCCCCGCCUACUGCCGCUGGCACUGGAGGCACUGGUGGGUGCAGUCCAUGUCCUGCACACCAGCCGCACACCCUCCCGCGGGCCUGAACUCCGAGCCCUGCUCGAGGGCUACUUCUGCGUUCUUAAUGCCGACUGGCCAGCUGGGCCGAGUCCAGGCCCUGAGAAGGCCCUGGUCACCCUAUGGGUCAGCAUGCUAGAUGCCAUCCCCUUGAUGCUGGCAUGUGAGGACCGGCCAGCGCUGCAGGCCACCUUCCUUAGCAACAAUUGCUUUGAACACCUUACUCGCCUCAUCCAGAACAGCAAGCUAUACCUGCAGGCCUGGGCGCCCCCUGAGGGGGACAGUGACCUGGCUACCCGGUUACUGACCGAGCCCGAUGUCCAGAAGGUACUGGAUCAGGACACAGAUGCCAUUGCAGUCCACGUAGUCAGAGUGCUGACCUGCAUCAUGAGUGGCUCCCCCUCAGCCAAGGAGGUAUUUAAGGAGCGUAUCGGCUAUCCCCACCUGCAUGAGGUUCUGCAGAGCCACGGUCCUGCAACCCAUCGGCUGUUGCAAGAGCUGCUCAACAUGGCUGUGGAGGGUGACCACAGCAUAUGUCCGCCACCACCAAUCCGCAAUGAGCAGCCAGUGCUGGUACUCAUGCAGUGGCUGCCAGCACUGCCCACAGCUGAGCUGCGGCUCUUCCUAGCACAACGCCUCUGGUGGCUCUGUGACAGCUGUCCUGCCAGCCGUUCCACAUGUGUGCAGGCAGGCCUGGUGGGCUGCCUGUUGGAGACGCUUAGCACAGGGGUCGCCCUAGGGGUCCGCUGCCAGGAGCAGCUGCUGGCACUGUUACAAGCACUGGGCCGCGUGUCACUGAGACCCUUGGAGCUGCGUCGCCUGCUGCGUCCCCCACCAGGGCUGGACUUAGAGCCAGGUAGAGCUGAGGCCGAGAAUGCCCGGCAUGCAGGUGCCAUCAUUCGUGCAUUAUCAGGCAUGGCCCGGCACCAGGGCUCUGUACGAGCUCUUUGCUACUUUGAUCUCACACCUAGCAUGGCGGGCAUUAUGGUACCCCCCGUGCAACGCUGGCCAGGACCUGGCUUCACCUUCCAUGCCUGGCUCUGUCUGCACCCCAUGGCUGCAGGGCCUACCCCAGCCCCCACUCGGCCACUCCAGAGAAAGCAACUGUACAGUUUCUUCACCAGCAGUGGCGCAGGGUUUGAGGCCUUCUUCACAGCAGCUGGGACCCUGGUGGUGGCUGUAUGCACCCGGAAGGAGUACUUAACUCUGAGCUUGCCUGAGGUGUCCUUUGCUGACUCUGCCUGGCACUGCGUGGCCAUUGUCCAUGUGCCGAGGCGCCGGCCCUUCAGCCAGAACCUGGUCCAAGUCUACAAAGAUGGUCAUCUGGUCAAGGAAGCACCCUUUCACUGCCCCUCCCUCAGUGAGCCUUUCUCCUCCUGCUGUAUCGGCUCCGCUGGGCACCGCACAACGACCACCACCACAGGGCUGCCUGCACCGCCAGUGCCCACUGCCCUGGCUCACACUCACCCCUCCCUCACCCGCUCCCAGUCAGUCCCAGCCACCACAGGGCUUGGCUGGGGGGCUGGGCUGGUGGCCCCCCUUCAAGAGGGCAGCAUCAGCUCCACCCUUGCAGGCACACAGGACGCUCGGUGGGGCAGCCCCACGUCCCUGGAGGCUGAGCUAGGGGCCGUGGCCAUCUUCCCGGAAGCCUUGCCGGCGGCAGCCCUGCAGGUCCUGAGCAACCUGGGGCCCAAUGAGAUGGCACCCUUCAAGCCAGAGGGUGAACUGCAUGAACUUGGCACCAAGCUGCUCCUUCAUUACUCACCUCAGGCCUGUAAGAACAACAUCUGCCUGGACCUGUCCCUUGGCCACGGGCUGGAUGGCCGUCUGACUGGCCACAGAGUAGAGACCUGGGACGUGAAGGAUGUGGUGAACUGUGUGGGAGGCAUGGCUGUCCUGCUGCCCCUGCUGGAGCGAGUGGCUGCACAGCCUCAAGAGGCUGAGGCAGGUCCAGCUGAAACACAUGACCUUGUGGGGCCCGAACUGACCUCGGGCCACAACACCCAGGGCUUGCUUCUCCCACUGGGCAAGUCCUCAGAGGAGCGAAUGGAGAGGAACGCAGUGGCUGCCUUUCUGCUCAUGCUGCGGAACUUCCUGCAGGGCCACACUGUGAACCAGGAGAGCCUGGUGUAGUGCCAGGGGCCUGCCAUCGUCGGCGCCCUCUUGUGCAAGGUCCCCAGCUGGGCCAUGGACAUGAAUGUGCUUAUGUCUGCCCAGCUGCUGAUGGAGCAAGUGGCAGCUGAGGGCAGUGGGCCCCUCCUGUACCUGCUUUAUCAGCACUUAGUCUUCAACUUUCACAUCUGGAGCCUCAGCACCUUUGCUGUGCACCUGGGUCACAUCCAGUACAUGUCUAGCAUAGUCCGUGAGCACAGACAGAAGCUGAAGAAGAAGUACGGGGUGCAGUUUGUCCUCGAUGCCCUGCGCAUCCACUACAGCGCACAGCGGGAGCACCCCCUGGCUGCCGAUGAGCUGCACACAGUGCAGACCUUGCUUCUGGGUCUGGCACGGGAUCUCCUGGUUCGGAGCUCCUCCGCUGAUGACAUGCAGGUGGUGCUGAGCUUUCUGGCAGCUGUUGGUGAUGAGGGCCAGGUGGUGGGUGCACUGGACCUGCUGCUGGCACUGCUUCAGGGCUCCCCAGCACAGGAGUCCUUGGCUGUCUUCCUGCUGGAGCCAGGGAACCUGGAGGUGCUGUUGGCACUGCUGGUGCGGGCAAGGUCACUGCCCCUGCUGCCCGACCGAAUCUGCAAGAUCCUGCGCAGACUCCAGCAGAAUGAGCGCCUACCUGAGCGGUGUCGCCAGCGACUCCGGCUGCGAGAGUAUGGCCUCCAGGGUCUUGUCACCUGCCUUCCAGAGGGGGCCGUCUCCCCCCAGCUCUGCCAGGGCCUCUACAAGCUGUUCCUGGGCACAGACUGCCUGAACCUCUCAGACCUGCUGGCUGUGGUGCAGCUGUCCCUGCAGGCUGACCUCAGUGUGCGUCUGGAUGUUUGUCGCCAGCUCUUCCACCGCAUCUACAGGCAGCCCGAUACAGUGCGGCUGCUGGCCCAGCAGGCUGGCUGGCAAGAUGUGCUGACCCGGCUGUAUGUCCUAGAGGCUGCCACGGCUGACAGUCCCCUGCCCUUUACCCCGGAGCCACUCACCUCCCCGGAGCCAGACUUACCCAAGCCACCCACUGAGUCACCUGAGUCUUCAGACGUCUUCCUGCCCUCGGAGACCCCAUGCCCUGAUCCUGAUGCUUUUUACCAUGCCCUCUCCCCGUUCUGUGCACCCCUUGACCUAGGCCUGGAGCGGGCCAGUGUGGGUUCAGGCAACACUGCUGGCGGGGGCAGUGACAGUGGGACUGUCACUCCAGCCAGCCAGCCUGGCACGCCUUCCCCGCUGGAUGGGCCCCGGCCCUUCCCUGCUGCCCAUGGCCGCCACAGCUCCAGUCUCUCCAAUGUGCUGGAGGACGGCAGCCUCCCGGAGCCCACUGUCAGUGGGGAUGACACCUCUAAUGCCAGCAACCCUCAGCAAACCUCAGAGGAGGAGUUGUGCAACCUGCUCACCAACGUGCUGUUCUCAGUGACAUGGAGGGGUGUGGAAGGCAGUAAUGAGGCUGCCUGGCGGGAGCGUGGCCAGGUCUUCUCAGUGCUCACCCAGCUGGGGGCCUCAGCCACACUGGUGCGCCCACCAGACUGCAUCAAGCGCAGCCUCCUGGAGAUGAUGCUGGAGUCAGCCCUGACUGACAUCAAGGAGGCCCCUCCUGGGGGCCUGGCCAGCCUCACCCAGCAGGCACUUUGGCUGCUGCGCCUGCUGCAGGACUUCCUGUGUGCAGAGGGCCAUGGCAACCAGGAGCUGUGGAGUGAGAAGCUCUUUGAAGGUGUGUGUGGCCUCCUGGAUCGCCUGGGAGCCUGGCCACACCUGGCCAAUGGUACAGCAGAUCUCCGAGAGAUGGCACAGAUUGGCCUGCGCCUGGUACUUGGCUACAUCUUGCUGGAGGACCCACAUCUACACGCCCAGGCCUACGUGAAGCUGCAUGGGCUGCUGCAGACCACAGUGCCCAUGCGUCGCGAGGAGGCCUGCUAUGUGCUGUCUAAGCUGGAGGCGGCACUAGCCCGGGCACUGAAGACUUCUGCCUCAGACAGUGCCCCGGAAGACAGGGAGCCCCCAGCUGUGGCUACCACAGCUGCAGAGCGGUGCUCCUGGCUGGUGCCACUGGUGCGCACGCUGCUGGACCGUGCCUACGGGCCCCUGGGGCUGCAGUGGGGGCUGCCUUCCCUGCCACCCACCAAUGGCAGCCCCACCUUCUUUGAGGACUUCCAGGCUUUCUGUGCCACACCUGAAUGGCGCCACUUCAUUGACAAGCAGGUGCAGCCCACCAUGUCGCAGUUUGAAAUGGACACCUACGCUAAGAGCCACGACCUCAUGUCGGGCUUCUGGAAUGCCUGCUACGACAUGCUCAUGAAUAGUGGGCAGCGGCUCCAACAGGAGCGGUUGAGGAGUGGUCAGGACUUCCAGGACCUGGUGCUAGAACCUGCCCUGAGGCGGGCACGCCCAGAGGGGCUUCGCUACUCCGCAGCGCAGAAACAGCAAGCAAGUCAGCACUCCACCGCCCUGCUGCACUGGGAGGCGCUGUGGCGGCAGCUCUCCAGCCCCUGCGGGGCCUGGGCCUUGAGGGACCCGCCCAUUCCCCGCUGGAAGCUGUCCAGCGCCGAGACAUACUCGCGCAUGCGUCUGAAGCUGGUGCCCAAUCAUCACUUCAACCCUCACCUAGAAGCCAGCGCCCUGCGAGACAACCUGGGUGAGGCCCCCCAGACACCCACCCAGGAGGCCUCGCUGCCUCUAGCGGUGACCAAGGAGGCUAAAGUCAGCGCCCUACCUGAGGAGCUGCAGGAAGACCAGCUAGGCGAGGACGAGCUGGCUGCCCUGGAGACCGCGAUGAAGGCAGCAGAACUGGAUGAACAGCAUGAGAAGCUGGUGCUGUCGGCCGAGUGCCAGCUGGUUACAGUGGUGGCUGUGGUCCCAGGGCUACUGGAGGUCACCACACAGCACCUCUACUUCUACGAUGGCAGUGCCGAGCGCGUGGAAACCGAGGAGGGUAUUGGCCAUGAUUUCCGGCGCCCACUGGCCCAGCUCCGUGAGGUCCACUUAAGGCGUUUCAACCUGCGCCGCUCAGCACUUGAGCUCUUCUUCAUUGAUCAGGCCAACUACUUCCUCAACUUCCCGUGCAAGGUGGGCAGGACUGCGGCCUCAUCCUGCCAGGCCCCCAGGCCCCAACCCUGCCCCAUCCCACCCCAUACGCAGGUACGGAACCAGGUGUACUCAUGGCUCCUGCGCCUGCGACCCCCUACGCAAGGCUACCUAAGCAGCCGCUCCCCCCAGGAGAUGCUGCGUGCCUCAGGCCUCACCCAGAAAUGGGUACAGCGUGAGAUAUCCAACUUUGAGUACUUGAUGCAACUCAACACCAUUGCGGGGCGGACCUACAACGACUUGUCUCAGUACCCUGUGUUUCCCUGGGUCCUACAGGACUAUGUGUCCCCAACUCUGGACCUCAGCAACCCAGCCAUCUUCCGGGACCUGUCCAAGCCCAUUGGGGUGGUGAACCCCAAGCAUGCCCAGCUUGUGAGGGAGAAAUAUGAGAGCUUUGAGGACCCAGCGGGCACCAUUGACAAGUUCCACUAUGGCACCCACUAUUCCAAUGCAGCAGGCGUGAUGCACUACCUCAUCCGAGUGGAGCCCUUUACCUCCCUGCAUGUCCAGCUGCAGAGUGGCCGCUUUGACUGCUCUGACCGGCAGUUCCACUCAGUGGCAGCUGCGUGGCAGGCCCGUCUGGAAAGCCCAGCCGAUGUGAAGGAGCUUAUCCCAGAGUUCUUCUACUUCCCUGACUUCCUGGAGAACCAGAACGAUUUUGACCUGGGCUGCCUCCAGCUGACCAACGAGAAGGUGGGCGAUGUGGUGCUGCCCCCGUGGGCCAGCUGCCCUGAGGACUUCGUCCAGCAGCACCGCCAGGCCCUGGAGUCGGAGUACGUGUCUGCCCACCUGCAUGAGUGGAUCGACCUCAUUUUUGGCUACAAGCAGCGAGGGCCAGCCGCGGAGGAGGCCCUCAAUAUCUUCUAUUACUGCACCUAUGAGGGGGCCGUGGACCUGGACCAUGUGGCAGAUGAGCGAGAACGGAAGGCUCUGGAGGGCAUUAUCAGCAACUUUGGACAGACUCCCUGUCAGCUGCUGAAGGAGCCACAUCCAGCCCGGCUCUCAGCUGAGGAAGCAGCUCAGCGCCUGGCACGUCUGGAUGCUAACUCACCUAGCAUCUUCCAGCACCUGGACCAGCUCAAAGCCUUCUUUGCAGAGGUCAUCAGUGAUGGCGUGCCCCUGGUGCUGGCCUUCGUUCCUCACCGGCAGCCCCACUCCUUCAUGACCCAGGGCUCCCCAGACCUAUUGGUGACUGUGAGUGCCAGUGGGUUGCUGGGCACCCACAGCUGGUUGCCUUAUGACCGUAACAUAAGCAACUACUUCACCUUCAGCAAAGACCCCACCAUGGGCAACCCCAAGAUGCAGCGACUGCUGAGUGGCCCAUGGAUGCCAGGCAGUGGUGUGAAUGGGCAAGCCCUGGCGGUGGCCCCCGAUGGAAAGCUGCUCUUCAGUGGUGGCCAUUGGGAUGGCAGCUUGAGAGUAACUGCACUGCCCCGGGGCAAGCUGUUGAACCAGUUCAGCUGCCACCUUGAUAUAGUGACCUGCCUAGCACUGGACACCUGCGGCAUCUACCUCAUCUCAGGUUCCCGGGAUACCACAUGUAUGGUGUGGCGGCUCCUGCAGCAGGGUGGUGUCUCAGGGCUGGCAUCAAAGCCUGUGCAGGUCCUGUAUGGACAUGAGGCUGCAGUGAGCUGUGUAGCCAUCAGCACUGAACUGGACAUGGCCGUGUCUGGAUCUGAGGGUGGAACUGUGAUCAUUCACACUGUACGCCAUGGCCAGUUUGUGGCAGCACUACAGCCCCCGGGGGCCACAUUUCCUGGACCUGUGUCCCACCUGGCACUGGCAUCUGAGGGCCAAAUUGUGGUACAGAGCUCGGCACGGGAGCGUCUUGGGGCUCAGGUCACCUAUUCCUUGCACCUGUACUCUGUGAAUGGGAGGUUGCGGGCUUCACUGCCCCUGCUAGAGCAGCCCACAGCCCUGGCAGUGACGGAGGAUUUUGUUCUGCUGGGCACAGCUCAGUGUGCUUUGCACAUCCUACACCUGAACAAACUGCUCCCUGCUGUGCCUCCUCUGCCCAUGAAGGUGCCCAUUCGCAGCGUGGCUGUGACCAAGGAGCGCAGCCACGUGCUCGUGGGCCUGGAGGACGGCAAACUUAUCGUGGUGGGCGCUGGGCAGCCCUCUGAGGUGCGCAGCAGCCAGUUUGCGCGGAGGCUGUGGAGAUCCUCCCGGCGCAUCUCGCAGGUGUCCUCUGGAGAGACAGAAUAUAACCCUGGAGAAGCGCGCUGACAGUCUGUCCCGCCCACGGCGCAGGCUCCGCCCAGGCGGGCUCCGCCCCUGGAGGCCCGGCUCAGGGGUCGACGGGAAUCGCGAGGAGGAAACGCCGAGUCCGGGGGCCAGCACUCAGGGGGUGGGCGGGGCCCACUCCCGCCCAACUCAGGGAUUGGCGGGCAGUUCGCUCCAGGAAGUCCCGCCCCUCGCCGGUAGAGGAGGUGCCCGGAGUCCCAGCCCCGGCCUCAGCGGCCGCCCAGCACGUUUUGCACAGUCGGGCGGGAGCCCAGGCUCUCGGAUCUUCUCCCGUCCCGGCGGAGCGCAAGGGCCCGGCUGUGGCCUUAACCCCUAAAGGCGGCUCCUUGCUCUCCCAUUCUCGGCAAUAAACCUGGCUUAGUUUUGUA
This is a messenger RNA of Manis pentadactyla (Chinese pangolin), 8773 nucleotides long. RefSeq names its product neurobeachin like 2 (gene NBEAL2). Gene Ontology annotation, biological process: intracellular protein localization. Gene Ontology annotation, cellular component: cytosol; membrane. The record is from RefSeq and is a predicted model, not a curated record. Lineage: Eukaryota; Metazoa; Chordata; Mammalia; Pholidota; Manidae. The transcript has 54 exons. Gene Ontology annotation, molecular function: protein kinase binding.